Messenger RNA from Cryptococcus deneoformans JEC21, 1441 nucleotides. RefSeq names its product transcription factor, putative. Lineage: Eukaryota; Fungi; Basidiomycota; Tremellomycetes; Tremellales; Cryptococcaceae. Gene Ontology annotation, biological process: regulation of DNA-templated transcription. Bases 142 to 1242 code for a protein of 366 amino acids. Gene Ontology annotation, molecular function: zinc ion binding; DNA-binding transcription factor activity, RNA polymerase II-specific. The record is from RefSeq and is a predicted model, not a curated record. The transcript has 2 exons.
UUGCACCUAUUGCCUUUCUGGACUCCAUGUCAAUUCCGCUCGAAGUUCAAAGUGAUAAACCCAAAUAGACUAAAACAAUGGUUUUCAGCUCUUACAUAUUUUGAAUCUAUCAGCCCUUGCAUCUCCCAUAACAAUCUCAUCAUGAGUGACCCAACGUCUCAAUACAACUUUUAUUACCAAAUACCAGUCACCGAUGACAAUCGAAACCAAGGCACACAGGUUCGACCACCGACAGUGCCCAGCCAACAGGAAGGGUCAUUGCAUGGUCCUCAACCUUCAUAUAUACCCAUCCGACCAACUCCCAUCCUAGGCUAUCCUCCGCUACCUAGCCCUAGCCAGGCUUUCGUCAACCCUGGAGAGAUCUUCCUUUCUGCACAUGCCGGUGUCAAUCAGACAGUUACCCCUUCAACUGAGUCCGUUUUCUCAGACGAGCGGCCUGCUCAGCUGCUGGACAGCAACAUCGACGAAUCUACCACUUUUGGUGGCCAUAGCAGAUUUGGUCAACCAGGUACACAAUCCAGCUUAUCUAUUGAUCCUUUCCUUCUUGAACGGCGGGACUCGCAAGGGCCGCUUCUCCAUCCCAGCGAACCAUGGUCAUUUCGCGCGGAUACCGUGCACGCUGGCCCAUCGACGGGUUUCCAGGGCCUUGCACUUCCUCCCAAGAGCGGCAUAGACACGGAUGUUCUGGAAGAUGUGAUCGAGGUAGGUGAGGCCGACGAGGUGGUGGAGGAGGAGGAAAAGGAGGGAGAAGGAGGAGGUAACGAAAGCGAGUCAAGCGAGUAUAUAGAUCCGAGUUCCAAGGCAAAGGGUAAAGGAAAGGCAAGGCAGGAGGCUCCAAAGGAAACUGCCGUGAAAAGGAAGAGGGGACGCCCCAGAAAGAAUGUAGAGCAACCAUCCGCACGAGCGGAAGAAGAAAACCGGGCAGGUCAGAAGAAGAAGGGAAAGGGUAAGGGAACUUCUGGAAAAGGAGGCUGGAACAGGAGACCCAAGGCUUGUACAGCGUGCAACAACCGCCACAUACGGUGUAUAGGUGGACCACCUUGCAACUACUGCGUCAGCAGGAAUAAAACCUGUAUAUUGGACACAGACUCACUGGAAAAGAAACGAACGCCACCGUUGACCACUAGUCAUCCAUUUGAAGGGCCUUCCGCCUCGUCUUCGUCCAAUGUCCCUCUAACACGUCAUCAACAGUCGCAAGCGGAAGAGAUACCUCCGAAGAAAAAAAAGAAAUCGUCCUCUUAACAACGAAGACCCGUCCUCCCCCAAGUACAAAUAUCCUCAACAGUGGUGACAAGACAAAGACCAUUUGCGAUUAUGCGAGACUUGCUGCCUAUUGCGUUAGAAGUCAAUAACGAUCCAUCAGUAGUUUACACCAGUCAUGACCAUCAGUUGUUGUAUAUGAGAUACACGACCUGUCUACCUACCGUGCAAUUCACUCAAC